Messenger RNA from Erigeron canadensis, 1896 nucleotides. Its product is annotated as serine carboxypeptidase-like 13. Gene Ontology annotation, biological process: proteolysis; secondary metabolic process. The record is from RefSeq and is a predicted model, not a curated record. Bases 87 to 1550 code for a protein of 487 amino acids. Gene Ontology annotation, molecular function: acyltransferase activity, transferring groups other than amino-acyl groups; serine-type carboxypeptidase activity. The transcript is spliced from 13 exons. Lineage: Eukaryota; Viridiplantae; Streptophyta; Magnoliopsida; Asterales; Asteraceae.
CAUCCUUCCCUUGAUCGCCCAUUUAAAAAAAAAUAACAAAAGUGUUAAAAAAAAAGAAAAAGAAAAAGAAUAAUCAUUAAACAACCAUGUGUCUGUCACUUGUCUCCCUCAUCAUCCUCAUUCUGUGUUGUUCAUCUUCAACGCUAAUGAUUGCCAACUCACAAACAAUUGUCAAAUCCUUGCCUGGCUAUUCGGGCCCUCUCCCAUUUAAGUUAGAAACAGGGUAUAUUGGGGUGGGAAAAGAUGAAGCAGUGCAACUAUUUUAUUAUUUCGUUGAAUCAGAAGGGAACCCGGAGGAAGAUCCGCUUAUUAUUUGGCUAGCUGGAGGACCCGGUUGCGGCACUCUUCGCGCAUUCUUUUUCGAAAUCGGUCCCAUGCAAAUUCAGUAUGGAAAUUAUAUAGAUAAUGUCCCCGCAUUACAGUUGGACCCAAAUUCAUGGACAAAGGUGGCAAAUGUGAUAUAUUUGGAUGCACCAACGUUAACCGGAUAUUCUUAUACAACAAAUCCAGAUGUUGUGCGUUCUAGUGAUACAGAAUCUGCAAUGCAAACUGCUGAAUUUCUACGAAAGUUUGUGAGGGAUCAUCCAAAGUUUUUGAACAAUCCCAUGUAUGUGACUGGGAUAUCUUAUUCUGGUAUUGUUAUUCCAAUAAUUACAGAGGAGUUGUAUAAAGGCAAUGAUGAAGGACUUGAGCCAAAAGUAAACAUUCAAGGAUACAUGGGAGGAAACCCGUUGACAGACAAAACUGGUGAUAUUAACUCCAGACUUGAAUAUGCUUAUCGUGUUGCACUUAUUUCUGAUGAAUUAUUUGAGGCGACAAAAAAGGAUUGCAACGGGGAUUAUGCUGAAGCUGACAAUAACAAUUUGAAGUGCUUGUCGGAUAUUGAUGAAGUCAACAAACGUGUUGGUGACAUCAAUAUUCAACAAAUUUUGGAUGCUGAUUGCGAUCCAGCAACCAAUUUGGUUAGAGGUGGGAAUCCAGUUGUAAAGGGUAAUCGGAGAACACUACGGGCUAAUAGUGCAAUUCAAAUGCUUCCCGCCCGAUCUGUGUUGAAGGAUAACGUUGUUUGUCGAGGUGCGAACUAUGACUAUGCAACCCUUUGGGCUAAUGAUAUAAACGUCAUGAAGGCACUUGGAGUACGUGAGGGAACUGUGAAGGAAUGGUUAUUGUGCAAUUUGGACAUGAAGUACAACUACGGUAAACGUUCAAUGCCACAAUAUGAAUUCAAUGUCCGAAGUAGUGUUGCCUACCAUGAAAGGUUAACAAAGAGAAAGUGUCGAGCUUUGAUCUUUAGUGGAGAUCAUGACAUGAUGGUUCCGCAUGUGGGCACACGUACUUGGAUAAAUUCUCUGAAUUUGACGAUUACAGAUAGUAAUUGGGACGCAUGGUACACCAAUGGUCAAAAUGCAGGAUACAAAACCUCAUUCGAACGUGAUAACUAUUCUUUGGUAUUUGCUACUAUAAAGGGAGCAGGUCAUACAGCUCCAGAAUUCAAGCCUCAAGAAUGCUUUGAGCUGGUUAAAAGGUGGUUUGCUCAUAGACCUAUCUAAUUAAAUCAGUGUCGCCCAGCUAGCCAUGGUUCAUGUCACUCGAAUGAAGUUUCCAACUAGCUAGGCCGGGUAACUUGUCCUUUUAGACCUUCGCUGGGAUUACGAAUUUGUCAUCACAACGUUGUAUGAAGAAAAAAUGAGAUGGCCAAUAUUCAUUGUAGGUUAUUAUUGAAAAUGCAUAGCUAAUUUAUUCUUUGGUGGAAGUGUGCAAAUGGAUGAUCUUCCAUUCUUGUAUGGUUUUGUACGUUAUACUAUGUAACAUGCCGUCUUUUUAAAGGUGAAUCCGUGAAUAAAGUAAUAUUUUAUGUAUUUACAUUCUUAAAUUAACUAGCUUUAACUAAUUACA